CACUCUUCAGUGGCAGAUCGACAGUCGGUUCGAACGGUUCUUCAAAUCUUAUGACGGAGGCUCGCUAAAAACCGUUUUGUUUCGUUGGUCCCGUCGCGGGUGAAACCCGUUAGUGGAAAAGAGACAACCGAGACCGAGCGAAGAACAGUGACGGCUCGCGUGAAGAAAGUUUCGAACAGGAAAGGGACGGAAACGCGACGGAUGAUGAGUCGGAGUCACCAAAAGUUGUAAAAGCCGUGAGAGAGCAAGUCAGAGCUAGGAGAAAAACAGCAGCAGUCAGUGAGCAGUUUGCCAAGAGUUGUGUGCGGAAAAAGAAGCUGUAAAUUUUCGGGCGAGGAUAAAUUUUGACGGAUUUUCGGUUGAAGGUGGUCGAAUUAAAACGCGACGGAUUAGUGCGAAAGUGGUUCGGGUGUGUCGUCGGGAGGAUUUUAUCGAAUUUGGCCCCUGAGGGCAGCGAAAGCCGCAGGAAAAGCUGAUUGGUGAGAGUGAAAAAGUGGGUGUUUUCUUUGGCGUUUUUUCCUCCGUGGAUAAAACACUGCUGAUUGGGUGACAAGCGACUAACCCAUCUUUUGGAGUGACCGAAAAAUUUCGCUUGUGGAUCAGAGUGAUGAAUCACUUUCCGAAAAUGUUUGUGAAUCUUGUGAAGAAACAAAGUUUGAUGUGCGGAAUUGGUGGUGACAAAGUUUAGGGUGGAGGAGCAGUGAAGAAUUCAAGAAGAAGCGCCAGCGCUUCCCUAGAUUCCGGAGUGCGACGAGUGGCGAAUCUGCUUUGCAAACCCCUUGGAAUUUUUUUUGUCAUCCUUCCGAGCGCAGCUGUCAUCAUCAGCGUUUGACAGAGAAGAGACGCAAAAUGACAACAAGCUUCCCCGCAGGAGAGUGAGGAGGGAAGCAGUUUAGAGUGUUAUCGGAUUUUGCCAGCCUCAGUUCCCGCGGAGUGACCUCGGAAUGGAAUGCGAAUUGUUGUUGGAUAUCGUCUGGAAGCAGUGGAGCCGUUUGUGAUUGUGUGUGUUUUCCGAUUCCAAACAGGGUCCCCCCAGUUCGGGUUCCGUUUGCGUGAGUGAAUAUUUUUAGAGACCCGGUUGGUGCCCAGCUCUGGAACAACAGCCUACCCGGUGGUGGCGUUAAAGCGCGCAAAGUGGAAAUUUCUGUGUUGUGUUUAACCAGCUAGCAGCAGCGUGUGAAGCUAUCUAAUUAUACGACGAGUGAAAAAUCGAAUUACUGCCCGGUCGGGCAGGGAGCAGCAUUGCAGAAGCGAAGAGUGAAAAGAAUCGACCCAACUGUGGUGAGUGUUUGUGGAAGGGCUCCGGCGAAAAGAAGCGAGGGGAAAAAGUCGGCUGGAACCACCUGUCGUUCUUGCCGUUCGUCCGUCCGUCCAUCCGCUGCCAUCAUUGGGAUAGGAUAAAUUAUUACAAUUUUUGAGACCAGCUGGUGCAAACAAAAUGCCUGGAUUAAUCGGAGUGAGCGAGUUCCUCGAGGAGACUCGGGAGGACUACAACUCGCCGACGACGUCAACGUUCGUGUCCAGGAUGGUCCAGUGCCGGCAGACGAUUGCCGCUUUGGAAGAGACACUUGACUUCGAUCGCGAAGGGCUGACUAAGCUGAAGAAGGCCGUUAAAGCAAUACACAAUUCAGGAAACACUCACGUGGACAACGAAAUGUGUCUGGUGCGGGCCCUGGAACGGCUCGGCUCAGUGGCCCUCUCAAAGGAAGAGCCCGACAUCGGUGCAGCGUUCCUCAAAUUUUCCGUCGUCACCAAAGAGCUCAGCGCCCUGAUGAAAACGCUGAUGCAAAACAUCAACAACAUCGUCAUGUUCCCGGUGGAUUCGCUGCUGAAGAGCGAACUGCGCGGAAUGAAGGGCGAGAUGAAGAGGCCAUUCGACAAAGCAGCCAAAGAUUACGAUUCCAAGUUCAUGAAAAUCGAGAAGGAGAAGAAAGCCCUGGCCAAGGACGCCGGCAUGAUGCGAACCGAGGUGACCCCGGCAGAAAUUGCCGAGGAAAUCGAAAAGGAGCGGCGGGUAUUUCAGCUGCAGAUGUGCGAGUAUCUGAUAAAGUUCAACGAGAUAAAGACAAAGAAAGGUAUCGAGCUGUUGCAGCACUUGGUCGAAUACUAUCACGCUCAAAACAACUAUUUCAAAGACGGGCUCAAGACAAUCGCACACUUUGGAACGUACAUAGAGGAACUGAGCGUCAAACUUCAGACAAUCCGUCACAAACAGGACGAAGAACGACGGAAGUUGCUAGAAUUGCGGACUCUGCUGCGAUCGUCGCCCGAUUUCGAACGCGUGGAGAAUGUUCCCAGUGACAAAGGUGCCGUAGGAUACUCGCUUCAUCAGCUGCAGGGCGACAAGAACCAUGGAGUCACACGAUCCGGCCACCUACUGAAGAAGAGUGAAGGCAAAGUGCGGAGGGUGUGGCAGAAACGACGGUGUCGGGUGACAGCCGACGGUUUCCUGGACAUCUGCCACGCGGACGAAACGAAAGCUCCGACCCGGGUCAAUCUCCUCACCUGCCAGAUCAAACCGGUGUCGGACGAUAAGAAAGGGUUCGAUUUGAUUAGCUAUAAUCGACCGUACCACUUUCAAGCGGAGGAUGAAGCCGAUCAAAAGGCGUGGAUGUCCGUGCUAAUGAACUGCAAGGAGAAAGCACUGGCCAAAGCAUUCCAACACGCAACCCCCCAGAUGAGUCCUAGUCUAAUCGAGCUGCAGAAGACGGUCAUCAAGUACAUCCAGAAUCUGCCCGGCAACGACCAGUGCUGCGAUUGUGCAUCGAAGAACGACGUUACCUGGAUCAGUUUGAACUUUGGCAUCCUGGUGUGCAUCCAGUGCUCGGGUGUUCAUCGGGAUUUGGGCGUGCACCACUCGCGGAUACAGAGUUUAACGCUGGACAAUCUGACUACGGCACAACUGCUAAUCGCCAGGGCCAUGGGCAACAACAGUCUGAACGAGGUGAUGGAAGCCACGCUCGGAACUGGGAAACUUACGCCCGAUAGUUCAAUGGAGGAACGGUACGAUUUCAUACGGGCAAAGUACAUUGCCAAGAGGUAUGUCAUGCGGACAUGUGCCGACGAUCGGGACUUACGGAGCGAUCUCGAACAAGCUGUGAUCAAUGCGGAUCUGGGUCAGUUGCUGCAAGUGUGGGCUGAAGGCGCUGAUCUAUCCUGUGUGUUACCAUCAUCGGACUUUGGCGAAACGGCCCUCCACCUAUCCGUGCUGCGAGAGAUGGGAUCCACGCUGCACAUAGUGGACUUCCUGAUUCAGAACAUGACCGCCCAGGGUCUGAAUAAGCAGACGAAUCCUCCGGGACCGGCGGAUAUGUCCGGCAAGAACACCGCCCUUCACCUGUGCGCUCUGCACGACCGGAGGGAGUGCAUGAAGUUGUUGCUACGAUCUGGCUGUGAUUACGAAAUCAAAAAUUCUCAAAACCGUACCGCUCUAGACAUUGCCAAAGAAAUGGGCCACGAGGCCUGCAAGGAGUUGAUUGAACAUGCCAUAAAGCGCGAGAAGAGCGCCUUCGAUCACAUCAACACCGACUGGAACAUUCACGACGAUGGGUCGACCGAUUUCUCCGACGACGACACGGUGCUAAUGGACGAGCGAAAGUCCAGAUCACGACCGCCCAGCUUCGUAGGGGGUGAGUCCCCAGUGCUACGAUCUCGUUCGUCCACGUGCGAUUCGAUCCAAAGUGGUUCGAGUCCCAGUUCAAGUUGCAAUCCGAAUCUGGUCGGUGCUCAGCAGAUCCCUGGUGGAAGCCAACAGCGGCAAAUUCCCAUCCCAUCAUCCGGUACUAGUCCCAAGCAAUACGCCGGAGGGUUCGGAUCGCAUUACGGCUCCGGAGUCGGAUCGGCAGCCGGUGGUUCUAGUCCUAAUUCUAGUAGUUCCAGCAGUAUUAUUCGCCAAACGACAGCACAGAUUUCCGCAGCGGCUGCCGCUGCCGCAGUCAGUUCGCAGAGUAAAAAGUCUUCCUCCGUCAACAUUGGUUCCCUGAAGAAACGCACGGCUCCGGCUCCACCGCCGACCACGUACGGUACGUUACCGCAUGCACCACGCCAUUCGCAGAACAUUGAUAGUGAGAUCUUCGGGGUGUCGGCGUCUCACCUGCACCAUCAUCAUCCGGAAAUGUACAGCACACUGCCACACCUGAGAGGUUCUGACAGCGGCGGGGGAGGGGGAGGAGGAGGAGGUGGCGGAGGGACGGGUUCAUCCGCAGGCGGCAAAUCCAACUCGUCUCAACAGUUGCACUUCGACAACAAGAUCUACGAGCGGUUCGAGGGUUACAUCCAGUCCAACAGGGAUCCGAACUUCUUGAGUACCUUUACCGGUGGUCAUAAACGAUCGCCUAGCGGGGAAUCGUUGGGAAGAAAUUUAGCUGGAGCCAAACUAGUCCUCCCACCGGCGGGAGAAAUCCCCCAGCUAAAGCCAGUUGACAAAAGUUUUCACAACAGACCAAAGCUGCCACCACCUCCUGGGCCUCCGGCUGCAGACAAAGCCAUGUCCAACGGACAAUCGAACGAGAGCCUAUCGUCGAUAGACGACUCAGUCGUGUUAAGGAAGAAGGCAACCAAAGCUCAUCAACUCAACUCGUCGGCCAACUAUGGGGACUUUGUGGGCGAUCUGGACCAUUCCAUGGCGUCGUCUUCGGGGGGAAAUCUGGACUCGGCCAACAGUAGUUUCAGUAGGAACGAUACCAGUGGUGCAUCGGCAGCAUCAUCCUCAGGAGGAGUGGGUGGCGGUGGAGGAGCUGCGACCCUAGAUGUAAGGAAUAGUUUCAACACGUCCAAGGGCAGUCCGGGCUCGUACUUUGGCUCUACCGGACUGCGCCGGUGUCGAGCGCUCUAUGACUGCAAUGCGGACAACGAUGACGAGCUCGAGUUCAAGGAGGGAGAAAUCCUCAUCGUCCUCAACGAGCGAACCGAUGACGACAACUGGAUGGAGGGCGAAAUCGAAGGGGACAGCUCCCGGCGAGGCAUGUUCCCGGUGAGCUUCGUGCAAAUGUUGCACGAUUAAAGAAAGUAUUUAGGUAAGUUUCGAAAAGUUACAAAUUGACGGCGCGCAACUAUGAACGGGAGGCGGAGCUGAGCUUCGUCCGAUGAGAACAAAACUGGAGGACAUGUGAGAGGUUUAAGUAGAUCGAACAAAUUUGAGCGCAAGAAGAUUUCCAUAGUUGCGACACUCAAGCAAAAUUGUGAAAGAGUGAUUUUUCUAAGUCUGCUACCGUUAAAGUAUAUCUAUGUAUCGAAACUAAAGCGAAACUGUAUCCUCUUCUGGUAUUCGAAUAAUCUGUUUGCUAUUUAUUAUUAGUUUUUUACGCGUAGGAGGAUUUCUGUUCUCUCUGUCUUGACGGGAGAAACACUAUCGAGAGUUAUUAGCGUUAGGGUAAAGCGGAUAAGCAAAAAAGAGUACUAUUUUAUGAAUGUGUAUUAUUACUCUAAGGUUUAGGACAUGAUGUGAAUCGAAACGAAACUGCUCAAAGUAGAAGAUGUAAUCUUUUCCUCCGAAUGACUGUCGCUUUGAGUCUUUUCCCGAUUGAAGUUGAUUCCGCACGACAACACAAAUCUGCAACCGAAAAGAAUGUUAACCUAAGAUGAAAGCAUUUAUUUUGAGCUUGGUUUAAGGGGAAAAGAGAAGACGUGCAAACAAAUUGACACAAAAUGGUAAUUUUAAAUCAAAGAAUCAAAGCAAAAACAAAGAAAGGACAAACUACAAAAGCAUAUAUAUGAUUAGUUGAUAGAUAUUGUUUGUAAAAAUUAACUACCGAUUACCUAUUACAUAUAUAGAGAAGAAAACAUGAAACAAAUGAAUAAAACAAACCAUAAACUAUAAAGAUGUGUAGAGUUACAAAGAAUGGAAAAGUCGGAAUAUUAGCGGAAUAACGGAAAAUAUUAUGUGCCAGUAUACAGACAAAAUAUAAGCUAAGAAACAAACCGAAAAACUCGAACAGAAGGAAUUAAACCAGGAGUCCAGUGACAACUAUUGAAACGACUACAGAAAGUACUAUAAUAGAAAAGCAAACAAAUCGUUACUCAAUGUGUAAUAGAAUCGACGUCUCUUCAUCCCAAUUCCUCUACCUUCUAGGUACUAGAUCGAACACGGACAGAUCAGAAUCAAAUAUACAGUAAUAGUAAACUCAGUUUUCCUCAAUCAACCUCGUCAAACAACAGUAUAGAAAUGAAACCAACCAACACAGUUUACCAAUAGAAAUUGUCAUGUCAGUGAAAAUCCAGUAUGAAAUUGUAGAGUUACUGUUAUAUUAAUUAAACCAACAACAAUGCGAACAAACAAUAUACUACCAUGUUGACGGAGAAAAGAAAAGAGAAAUAAAUUGGACGGAAAACAAAUACUCAUUGAUAAAUUCAAACCGAACUGCACUGUGAAAGGUGUAGCAGAAAAAAUCAAACUACCAGGCAGUUAGCAAAACCAUAAAUGUGAAUGAAUGUUACAGCAGGAAACGAAAAUUUUAAAAUGAAUACCAUUCCAUGCUAGAAAUUUACACAGGACAGCGGUAGCAAAACGAUAGAUGGAUGACUACAUCAAUACAAAUGCAUCAUGUUGUAGACAAAAGCGAACUGCAGUAUCUACACAGCAGAAUACUAUAAUGAAACCAUUGUCAGAGUAUAGAAACAGUUACGAACUGAAAGCAAA
Molecule: messenger RNA, 6637 nt
Organism: Aedes aegypti (yellow fever mosquito)
Lineage: Eukaryota; Metazoa; Arthropoda; Insecta; Diptera; Culicidae
Gene: Asap
Product: arf-GAP with SH3 domain, ANK repeat and PH domain-containing protein 2
Exons: 16
Coding region: 1439-5002 (1187 amino acids)
Biological process (GO): positive regulation of GTPase activity
Cellular component (GO): cytoplasm
Molecular function (GO): protein binding; GTPase activator activity
Source: RefSeq, a predicted model, not a curated record